ACUUCUCUAUUUUUUUUUUCUCGUAAUACUAAUAGCGACAAUGAAGCUUAUUUUUGGUUAUGAAAUGGAUGCAGCAGCUGGGCAUAUUGGUCACGUUAUUUGUCCACCGCUUCUGUCCAAAAAAAUCACACUGUCAAGUACUGGUAAUACCAAUCGUUGGAUCUUCUAUGGUACUCGCAGACAGAUAUUGGAUUGGAUCAAAGACCAUGCAAAUAUUAUACUGGAAAAUGUAUUGUUUACUGGCGAUCAUAAGAACAUCAACAGCGAAACACAAUCCUACCUUCAUACAGAACUGAUAAUUGACCUACAACAUGUGUAUGAUCAAGAGCAAAGCUACACAGAUUAUUUCAAGUCGUUCUUUGUCGAUAUUCAUGACGUGGAAAGAGUAAAGGUCGAAAUUAGGCCUCGCAUUGAUUCAAAGGAUAGUGUAAUUCCUUCUCUAAAUAGAGUGAUUGUCGCCAAUGGGACAAGUUUAGGUGAUAUCGUCGAUGAGUUGGAAACGGAAUGGUUUAAGCCUUCUGCAUCUUACGCACAGCAAACGAUACAUUUGUUCACAGAUGCACCCACCCCAAGCCAUGUAGUAAGUGCAAAACCACCCACUUCUAUUCAAGUAACAAAUCCCGAAGCCACCACAACAAGCUCUGCUCCCGCCCCUACCGAAGCCGGUUUACCCGUCCAUUAAAUAAACAGACUCAUUCAUUUAUUGUAUUGUAACUUACUUUUUACUUUCUCAUACCAAUAUGCUCUAAACGAACAAUUAUCUAUUUGCAAUAAAAAUUCUCGGUUUAUCUUAAAUGAUGUGCUAUUCAUCUAAGCAUGUGGUUUAUGCUCAGCUUUUAAAGGUGAAACAUGAACUUUUCAUGCCAGAGCUGCUAUUUAAUCGAAGCAUGAAUUUUCUCCAUAUUUAUCAAAAUUGCCCGGGGAGGUUCAAGGAAAGUGUAAGGGAAUUAAAAAACCUUUAACG
Messenger RNA from Mycotypha africana, 964 nucleotides. RefSeq lists its product as uncharacterized. Lineage: Eukaryota; Fungi; Mucoromycota; Mucoromycetes; Mucorales; Mycotyphaceae. The coding region runs from base 41 to 682 and encodes 213 amino acids. The transcript is spliced from 3 exons. The record is from RefSeq and is a predicted model, not a curated record.